Molecule: messenger RNA, 337 nt
Organism: Paramecium sonneborni
Lineage: Eukaryota; Ciliophora; Oligohymenophorea; Peniculida; Parameciidae
Source: the annotation of a GenBank genome assembly
AUGCCAAAAUAGCAGAAGUAAACCAAAAGGGCAUAUGCUAAGGUGUCAUUAUUAAAUAAAGAAGCUUUAAAGGAUUUAGUAUUUCAAAAAGGAUUAAAAAUUAAAGAAGUAUUAUAUUUUAGUAAACUUUAAGGCAGCACAGAAGUUAUCCAUAAAUUAUGCAAGUGCUAAAACAAUUAUUCUUCAAUUCAGGUAAUAAUAAAUGAGAACAUCUGUCAAAUAUAUAUCUAAGAAGCCUUGUCUUAUUAAAUAAGCUUCAAAAAUAAAAUGUUCGAUUAAAAUUAUUUCCUAAACUGGUGGAAUGAAAGUAAAUGAAAAAGAAUAUGAUAUCAAUUGA